Molecule: messenger RNA, 604 nt
Organism: Cutaneotrichosporon oleaginosum
Lineage: Eukaryota; Fungi; Basidiomycota; Tremellomycetes; Trichosporonales; Trichosporonaceae
Biological process (GO): Golgi vesicle transport
Cellular component (GO): membrane
Source: RefSeq, a predicted model, not a curated record
CCCACCGUACCUCCGUAAAUACUCCCGCAAGUUAUUGUUGAUCUUCCCACUUCCACCACCUCGUUCAGCAUGUCCCGCGACCCAUACGUUGAUGCGAAGAGUGACGUGGAGGCAAACAUAGGCAACGUCGGAAGCCUCUUGGAAUCAUAUCAGCGUAUCCAGACAAUUGGGGGCGACUCUCAAGGCCUAUCCGAUGCGAAGGAAGAGUUACAAACAGCCUUAAACCUUUUGGAGGCCGAUUUGGAGGACCUGGACGAGUCGGUCCGCGUGGUUGAACAGCAUGGGGACCGAUGGGGUCUUAAACAUGCCGAAAUUGUGGAGAGGCGCGCGUUUGUCAACGACGUGACAUCAAAAGUUGCCGUACGUCACUUGCGCCCAGCGUUGUAACUCAUGCCAGCGCCUGAAGACAAACGUUCUGGACAUCUCGCGACCCCGCUAUGAUUCUAAGUACACCCCAUAUCGCGACGACGACGACGAGUCGACGAGCAACGACGACCAUGCUGAAGCUGAACGAUGGGAGCGCGAAGAGCAGCAAGUGGGUGUAAGCUGCAAGACGACACCCUCGGCUACAUCUCUGGAACGCUCUCAACACUGGCCUCUCAAG